GUGUAGACGUGUACUAGCCCAUCGCUUGGAACCUUUAUGUAAUUGGCGAGGCUUUUCAAUCUAGGCAUUUUACAUUUGAACAACGGAGUAGUGCGGCGUAUUGCUUAUAGAAACAUGACCUCAGUCGAAGAACUGAAGCUGCGAGUGAGGGAGCUUGAGAAUGAGUUGAUCAAGUGUAAGCAAAAGCGAUGUACGGCGAUGUGUGCCGAGGAACCUGCCGACAACACCCAACCUCAUCACAGACCAAGGAUCGACAAAAUGAGUGCAGAAGUAGUGGAUUCAAACCCUUACAGUCGUCUGAUGGCUUUGAAGCGAAUGGGCAUUGUUGAAGAUUACGAGAAAAUCCGGAUGUUCACUGUAGCUGUGGUGGGUGUUGGAGGAGUUGGAAGUGUGACUGCAGAAAUGCUCACAAGAUGUGGCAUUGGUAAGCUCAUCCUGUUUGACUAUGACAAAGUGGAGCUGGCCAAUAUGAACAGGCUGUUCUUCCAGCCUCACCAGGCUGGCCUCAGCAAAGUAGAGGCAGCUGAACAUACACUCAGGAAUAUCAACCCAGAUGUGCAGUUUGAGACCCACAACUACAACAUUACCACCAUGGAGCAUUUUGCACAUUUCAUGGAUCGCAUAAGUUAUGGGGCGCUUCAGGAAGGAAAGGCCGUAGACCUGAUUCUGAGUUGUGUGGACAACUUUGAGGCCCGGAUGGCCAUCAACGCAGCAUGUAACGAGCUGGGUCAGAUCUGGAUGGAGUCUGGUGUGAGUGAGAACGCGGUGUCUGGACACAUCCAGCUCAUCAUCCCGGGGGAGACGGCCUGCUUCGCAUGUGCUCCUCCCCUGCUGGUGGCCGCCAACAUUGAUGAGAAGACCCUGAAGAGGGAGGGGGUGUGUGCUGCCAGCCUACCCACCACCAUGGGUGUGGUGGCAGGGAUCCUGGUCCAAAACGUCCUCAAGUACCUGUUGAAGUUUGGCACAGUCAGCCAUUACCUGGGCUACAACGCCAUGCAGGACUUCUUCCCAACUAUGGCCAUGAAGGCUAACCCCACAUGUGAUGACCGCUACUGCAGAAAACAGCAGGACGACUAUAAGAAGAAAGAGGCAGAGCGACCAAAAAAGGUUGUAGAGGAGGUGGUGGAGGAGGUAGUGGUUCACGAGGAGAACGACUGGGGUAUUGAGCUGGUGUCAGAGCAGACAGAAGAGGAACGCCAUGCGGCUUCAGGCCCUGUCCCCGACCUCCCAGAAGGCAUCACUGUGGCCUACACCAUCCCUGAGAAGGAGACCGGGGCAUCAGGAGGGGAGACGGUGGAGGAAACAGAACAGAGUCUAGAAGAGCUAAUGGCCCAGAUGAGAAAGAUGUAACCGGGACCAGGAAGACACCUCAACUAUCAGACAACCAUCAUCGUCGUGCAUCGCUUAUCUCCGCAACAUUGCAGUGAAGCUACCACCCUUUUGUAAUAACGGAGCAUUGACGCCAUACAGUAUACCCCCUGCAAUGGAGCUUUGCAUCUCCACGUUCUUAAGUCAAGCACGAUUUUUCAAACCCACUAUACGUACUACAGUAUCAAUACGACUUAAUGCAUGUACUUCUGCUCCUUUGACAUGAAAGGGAAUGCAAUGCAUGGUUAAUGAGCUCAAGUGCUGCUGUUGAUGAUCUUCAUAUUCCCCAAGGGUAGAAAUUUACUAGUGUAAGCCUGUUCAAUAUGGAAGCAUCUAACUGUUGAAAUUCAAUUAGAAUUUCAGCAUCGGAGAGCACGAACUGGGCGCUGAAAUACAAUUUAGGGGCAGCAUAGGGUAUGUAAUUAUCUUAAAUAAACUUUUGCUUGAUGAAAUGGACCAGGUACAUACAGAUGUUAGCUAUAUAAUUCAUUAUGCUUGUUGACCGAGACGAAAUACUGUUGUAACACUGAGUUGAAUAAGCAAUUGCUGUUAUGGAUACAGUCUCGGACCAACUAUUACUACUGUAUGGAAUGCUAAUUAAUGAAAUUGUAAAUGCAUUUCAUCCUUUCUUAAACAUUUUGAAUGAUGGUGAAUGAGGCCUAAUGUUUCUCUGCAUGACUAACCUGCCUUAAAUGUAUCUGCUCCAUGUCUAGCUCUGGUCUGUAGUGCGAUGACAAAGAGUGGCCAACAAUGGACCAGUGCUACUCCCAUGUCAUACUCUCAGCUGUUUAAUCUGAUAUAGCUGUAACUGAAACUUUCUCUGCUGAAACUGUACCGUCCAACUCUGUUUCCACACUUUGUUUCAAUAAAGUAUUUAUUAGCCAGUU
Messenger RNA from Salmo salar (Atlantic salmon), 2255 nucleotides. RefSeq names its product ubiquitin-like modifier-activating enzyme 5. Gene Ontology annotation, cellular component: cytoplasm; cytosol. Lineage: Eukaryota; Metazoa; Chordata; Actinopteri; Salmoniformes; Salmonidae. Gene Ontology annotation, molecular function: UFM1 activating enzyme activity. Gene Ontology annotation, biological process: protein ufmylation. The record is from RefSeq and is a predicted model, not a curated record.